AUGCAGAUUUCCAGGCCCAGGGGGGCCACCUCUUUCGAAGCCCGUGGCACAGGAGGGCUCCAAGUCUACGUGACCUACGACCCCAGGCACCUCCCCAAGCCUGAAGGUUCGAAGAGGUGGUCUCUUGAUGCAGACACCGAGGUCAUCGUGUCUCUGAAGGCUUUUAGCAGUGCGGUCAACGAUAACAAGGUCAGAGUGUCCUAUUACGAUCAAACAGGUCGCACACCGAUUGCUGAAGCUUGGGUGUACAUCACGUGUGUAGCCCUCUCCCUGGACGCUGAUACCAGCCGAACUGGAACCGUCCAGAAUUACGCUACCAACAAGACCAAAUGGACCUGGGGACCAGAUGGACAAGGUGCGGUAUUGUUGGUGAACUGUGACCGAGAUGGUCCAAGCCAUGGAAACAUGGACUACACCUAUCCUUAUGUGCGAUCCCAUGCAGAUCUUCAAGACUUGUCCCUUGUGAUUCUCAAUAUCAACAGCCCUGCCGGGAUCUUCGACAACCACAAACUGAUCCUUCACAUCUCCAUGUUUGAUGCUGCGAAAGUGAGAGUUUUCCACGCGGCUGAAAACACUUCCGUCUCCAACUACGAGAACAUUUUGGGGUCAGACAAGCUGUCCUACACAGUACAACCUACAGAUGGACGAGGAGAACAUACGUUUUACGUGGAAGGCCUCGCCUUCCCAGACAGAGACUUCAACGGCUUCGUGUCCUUGAACGCCACGCUGCUGGAGCAGACUAGCUCGACCUCACCAGCCACUCCAGUUUUCACGGAUACCGUGGUUUUCCAGGUAGCCCCUUGGCUCAUGACCCCCAACACCCAGAGACCCCUGGAGAUCUUCGUCUGCAGCAUUGAUAAGGGUAUCAACUCCAACGAAAAAUUCCUGGAGGCCAUCAAACUUCUUGCAAAGAAAGCCAACUGCAAAUUAACCAUUUGCCCAGAAGUUGAAAACAGGGGAGACCGCUGGAUUCAGGAUGAGAUGGAAUUUGGUUACGUAGAGGCUCCUCAUCAAUCCUUCCCUGUCGUCUUCGAUUCUCCCAGGAAUCGGGGUCUGAAGGAAUUCCCUUUCAAGAAGAUAUUGGGCCCUGAUUUUGGGUAUGUCACUCGGGAGCCCAAGAACGGGAGAGUGUCCAGUCUGGACUCUUUUGGUAACCUGGACAUCAGCCCACCUGUCUCGGUCAAGGGAAGAGAUUAUUCCUUGGGACGGAUCCUCAUCGGCAGCAGUUUUCCUGGAUCCGGCAACAGGAAAAUGACAAAAGUUGUCCGAGAUUUUCUUUACGCUCAGAAAGUUCAAGCUCCUGUAGAGCUUUAUUCAGAUUGGCUGACAGUGGGUCACGUGGAUGAAUUCUUGAGCUUCGUUCCGGCUCCAGGAAAUAAGGGUUUCCGGCUGCUUCUGGCUAGUCCCCUCGCUUGCCUGAAGCUGUUUGAAGAAAAGCAAAAAGAAGGUUAUGGGAAUGCUGCCCUAUUUGAAGGUCUAAGGAAGGUGGGUAAAAUUACCCUCAAUGAGAUCCUGAUGGACAGAAAUUUGCGCCAAGACAGCAAAUAUGUUCAGAGUUGCAUUGACUGGAACCGGAGUAUUUUAAAGCGGGAACUCGGACUGACCGAACGAGACAUCAUUGAUAUCCCCCAGCUCUUUACUCUUGAAGGAUCCACCGCGACAGCCUUGUUCCCGGACAUGGUAAAUAUGCUUGUCUUAGGGAAACACCUGGGUAUUCCCAAGCCAUAUGGACCCAUCAUCCAUGGCCAGUGUUGCUUGGAAGUGAAAGUCCGCUCCCUCCUGGAGCCACUGGGCCUCUCCUGCACGUUCAUUGAUGAUUUUUUCUCCUACCACGUUUUAUCGGGAGAAAUCCAUUGCGGCACCAACGUCCUACGGGAAUCUUUUUCCUUUCACUGGUGGAAUAUUCGUCUAUGAAAAGAAACCGCCCUGUUAUCUCAGAUU
Messenger RNA from Notechis scutatus (mainland tiger snake), 1941 nucleotides. The record is from RefSeq and is a predicted model, not a curated record. NCBI's taxonomy places the organism in Eukaryota, Metazoa, Chordata, Lepidosauria, Squamata, Elapidae.